Ailuropoda melanoleuca (giant panda) is the source of this 1382-nucleotide messenger RNA. It is a transcript of the gene MAJIN, whose product is annotated as membrane anchored junction protein. NCBI's taxonomy places the organism in Eukaryota, Metazoa, Chordata, Mammalia, Carnivora, Ursidae. Gene Ontology annotation, molecular function: DNA binding. The transcript is spliced from 11 exons. The coding region runs from base 472 to 1293 and encodes 273 amino acids. Gene Ontology annotation, cellular component: nuclear inner membrane. The record is from RefSeq and is a predicted model, not a curated record. Gene Ontology annotation, biological process: homologous chromosome pairing at meiosis; meiotic attachment of telomere to nuclear envelope.
UCCACAGCGGCCUGGUGCUCCCCUGAGGUCGGCGCUUCGUUGCCUUCGUUUUCCGCGGGAGAGUUACAGCCCCGGCGCCACCGCUCCGCAGCCGCCCCCGAGGGCCGGGUGUGGCCUCCUGCGGGCCGCGAGGGUCCUAGGGCGGGCCAGGGCGGUGGGGGGAGAGGCGCGGCCGGUGGCCUUUGCGGAGCCAGGUGCGGACCCGCCUCCCCGGCUGAGCGGCGCGGGGGCCCGGAGCUGCCUCUGGGCGCACCCCGCCUUUAAAACACCGCCCCCCCACGCCUUAGAACACCCCUCCCGGAAGGAAAGCGCGCGCUCUGGUCUGCAGCCUCCUCUGACCCAGGCCGCGCGGUUGCCGUGAAAGCAAGACUUGUCCCAUUGAGACAUUUCUUGUCACAUCAUGUUUUAGUGAUCUCAGUGGGCGUCUGCUUUCGCAUGCCUCACUGAACCUCGGAGGGAGAGAUUUGAGUCAUGGCCCUCGGCUAUUAUUUUGAAGCAAUGAGUUUAAAACCCUUCACCUACCCGUUUCCAGAGACGAGGUUUCUUCAUGCAGGACCCAAUGUGUAUAAAUUCAAAAUUAGAUAUGGCAACAAUAUCAGAGGGGAAGAGAUAGAGAAUAAGGAAGUCAUCGUCCAGGAGCUGGAGGAUUCUAUUCGUGUAGUCUUGGGAAACUUGGACAAUCUGCAGCCAUUUGCUACAGAGCACUUCAUUAUAUUUCCCUAUAAAAGCAAAUGGGAGAGAGUGUCCCACCUGAAAUUCAAGCAUGGGGAAAUCAUCUUGGUCCCCUAUCCAUUUGUUUUCACUCUAUAUGUGGAGAUGAAAUGGUUUCAUGAAAACCUGUCACCUGGGGAGCCAAUAAACGACAGUCCUCUCGGGUUGGAGUCUGGUUCCUCUCUGAAGGUCCUAGCAGAGCGGAAAGCGGCGGGAGCCAUGAUGAGGAAACGGAAACAAGCAGAAGUGCCCAGCUCCCCCAGCAGGCCAGCGCUGGACAGGGCCAAGAUGGAGAUUUCCAGCCAAGGCCCCAGCAUAAAGAAGCCCCUUAUGGAAACCAGGAGGAACAGAGAAGGGAAAACCCAGCAGGAAUGGCAGGAGACCCCAACAUCUAAUAUCACUGAUAUCCAGGAACAGGAUUCUAAGUGGGAGGACAUCCUAGCAGGGCAGAUCAUCCCUCCACUGCAGCAAAACAAUCCACCUCCACCUAAAGGACCCCCAGAGCUGGGAACCAAUGGCUUCUUUGGGUUUCUAAGCUCCCUCUUCCCCUUUCGCUAUUUCUUCAGAAAGAGCAACCAGUGAGCUUUCCAGAUGCAGCAGUGGGAAGAGUGUCCUCUUGCAGGGACUCUUCCCAUCCCAUCCUCUGUGUAUGACAUUUCAGUCAUGGGGAA